Molecule: messenger RNA, 1311 nt
Organism: Lactuca virosa
Lineage: Eukaryota; Viridiplantae; Streptophyta; Magnoliopsida; Asterales; Asteraceae
Source: the annotation of a GenBank genome assembly
AGGGUUUUUAUAGAGUACCAAGGGUUUUUUCUAUUUCUUUGUUGCUCCUCAUAUCUUCCACUUCGAAGAAGAAAACACUGUACAAAGCCUUUUCUUCUUCCAAAUUUUGACCAGCUAAAUCUAUCUUUGGUAAAAAUGGCGACUCUUGUUCCCCCUCCACCAGCGGCGGCGGCGGAAACUAUCAAACCGGAGAAAGUCGAUUACAUGGACCUACCAUGCCCUAUUCCUUACGAAGAAAUCCACCGGGAAGCCCUCAUGUCCUUAAAGGCUGAUUAUUUUGAGGGGAUGCGAGUUGAUUUUACUAAGGGACUCAAUCAGAGGUUCUCACUAAGUCACAGUAUUGCCAUGGGACCCACGGAGCUCCCUUCUCAAUCUGCUGAAGUAAUUAAAAUUCCAACUGCAAACUAUGAGUUUGGUGCAAACUUCAUAGAUCCAAAGUUAAUGCUUAUUGGAAGAGUCUUGACUGAUGGGCGUGUUAACGCCAGAGUGAAAUGUGACUUGUCUGAGAAUCUUACCAUGAAGGCCAAUGCUCAGCUUACAAGCGAGCCACACAUGUCUCAUGGAAUGUUCAAUUUUGACUACAAGGGUAGCGACUAUCGGAGUCAAUUCCAACUUGGAAAUGGUGGUUUACUUGGUGCUAGUUAUAUUCAGAGUGUUACCCCUCACUUGUCAUUGGGUGGGGAAGUAUUCUGGGCAGGUCAACAUCGUAAGUCUGGUCUUGGUUAUGCUGCUCGUUACAAUACGGAUAAAAUGGUUGCCUCAGGACAGAUUGCUAGCACUGGAAUGGUGGCUCUUAGCUAUGUUCAGAAAGUAUCUGAAAAGGUUUCAUUGGCAUCUGAUUUAAUGUACAAUUACAUGUCAAGAGAUGUCACUGCCAGCUUUGGCUAUGAUUAUAUACUUCGCCAGUGUCGGCUUAGAGGCAAGAUUGACUCAAAUGGCUGCACAUCUGCUUUUCUUGAAGAAAGGUUGAACAUGGGUCUUAAUUUUAUCAUCUCUGCUGAGAUCGACCACAUGAAGAAAGACUACAAGUUUGGGUUCGGAUUGACAGUUGGAGAAUAGAUACAAAAAAUGCUUCAUUGUUUUGUGAGUCAAAUUGAUUAUUUUUUUUCAAUCUUGAGGACACAAAUAUUCGAGAUUUAUUUUUAUCUUUUUUGAGCAAUAUAGCUUGUGGGUGGCACUUCCAGUUUAGAGUAGCAUUACUAGUUGUAGACAUUUAAUUUUGCAGUUUGGAGAUGUAAUUUAAUGUAGUAUGUUUCCAUUUCCAUUUCCAUUUGUAUGGAUGAUGAAAUCAUAAUAAGGGAUAAACUAUGG